Limulus polyphemus (Atlantic horseshoe crab) is the source of this 3271-nucleotide messenger RNA. RefSeq names its product ATP-dependent zinc metalloprotease YME1 homolog (gene YME1L). The record is from RefSeq and is a predicted model, not a curated record. Lineage: Eukaryota; Metazoa; Arthropoda; Merostomata; Xiphosura; Limulidae. Gene Ontology annotation, molecular function: metalloendopeptidase activity; ATP binding; ATP-dependent peptidase activity. The transcript has 19 exons. Gene Ontology annotation, biological process: mitochondrion organization; protein quality control for misfolded or incompletely synthesized proteins. Gene Ontology annotation, cellular component: mitochondrial inner membrane. Bases 455 to 2668 code for a protein of 737 amino acids.
UUGAAAUUUGUAGUUUAUUAUUGACCCAUUUAUUCUGUAGCUAUAACUGGAUAUAUAUUGUUCGUGUUCCAUCUUUUUGUAUUUUUCUUUUAUUUCAGUUGCCCUCUUUUUUUUCACGUAAAAAUUGAAUUUUUGCUGGAUUAGAAAUUGCUGCAUAGCUGGUAGGCCUAUCGAUCGUAACUUAAGUUUAAGUUGUAACGUGUAGGAACUGUUAUUGUUUGAAAUUCAGGCAAAAAAAGUUGAAUAAGUUUUGACGUUUUCAUGUUGCGAGAGAGAAUUUGCACUUGUUGAUUUCAGUAGGCUGAAACUAUGGUUACAGAGUAUGGAGUGAAUGAUUCUGUUAAGGUAAAUCUAAAGUCAUCUUUGUAAAGAUUUGAUUUCUGAAAAGUUCACCAGCUUUUAUAAUAUCACAGCAAAACAACUUGAAGAAGCUUGCCUUAUUUCAAGAACCACAAUGUUUAGUGUGGGUAAUGCUUUUCUGGGCUCUCAACUGCAGGCUUUCUUACCUAUAAGUCAUGUGGCUUCAUCCUUUACUGGUGUAGCUUCCAGAAAAAGGAGUGACAAGAAUAAACUGAGCAAUAAGGAAAAUGGUAUAUUAUGUGCAGAGAGCUUUGAAGAGGCACUUAAGAAUUUUACAGAAACUGAAGUUAAACAUUUGUGGACAAAAAAAGGAAUUCCUCUCUUUAAACAGUCUUUUGCAUCAAUAUUAUCUACUAGACAUUCACUUCCAUGGAAAGUAUCUUAUGUUUCAUCUUUCAGUUUUGAGGAAAAUAAAAAUGGGUUCUUAUCCUCUGAAGUAUGGAAACAAGACAUAAAUGUCAGUGUUAUGAAAGACUGGGCUCACUGGAAAAUGCCACUUAUUUCAGUUUCUUCUUGUGCUUCAUUAGGUGCUCAGCCUAGAAGAGGAUUUAAGACAAAAACACAAAGAACAGCAUCAGGUCUUGGAACAUCAGUAACAGAGGUGGAAGGCACAAGCAUGGGAGGCAGAAUUCUUGGUCUUCGUGGUCGGAAAGAGAGGGAAAAAGCAAAGAUGCAGACUGAAGCAGAACAAAGUGAUAAACUUAAAUCUCUUCUUGCUGAUGAAAAUCUGUCUCCUGAUGAGCAACAGAGACUCAGGGUAGCAUUUGCUGAAGGAUACCUAGCUGCAGACCCGAAAACAAGAACUGGUUCAAAAGUGCGUCUGUUCAACCUUUUCCGUGACCUUUUAGGAAUUGUAUUGAUACUAGCAAUUCUUUUUUCCUUCAUGGGUGAGCUAUCUGGAGGGCCCUUCAGACGAGUUCUGAUUGGUUCUGGAAAUGAAGUCCAUCCUGAAGAGAUUGAUGUAACUUUUGAUGAUGUAAAAGGGGUAGAUGAGGCUAAACAAGAACUACAAGAAAUAGUUGAGUUUCUGAAAAACCCUGAAAAGUUUUCUGUUCUUGGAGGAAAACUUCCAAAAGGUGUGUUGCUGGUUGGUCCACCUGGUACUGGGAAAACACUACUAGCACGGGCUGUUGCUGGAGAAGCCAAUGUUCCAUUUUUCCAUGCUGCAGGUCCAGAAUUUGAUGAGAUAUUAGUUGGGCAAGGGGCUAGAAGAGUGCGAGAUCUCUUCAAUGUUGCCAAAAUGAGAGCACCAUGUGUUAUAUUCAUUGAUGAAAUUGAUUCCGUGGGGGCAAAAAGAACAAAUUCUGUACUUCAUCCAUAUGCAAAUCAGACUAUUAACCAGCUGCUAUCUGAGAUGGAUGGGUUUCGACAGAAUGAAGGUGUUAUUGUUUUAGGAGCUACAAACAGAAGGGAUGACUUAGAUAGAGCACUUUUAAGACCUGGUAGAUUUGAUGUUGAAAUACAAGUACCUAUUCCUGACUUAAAAGGAAGAAAAGAAAUUUCUAAGUUAUAUCUUGACAAAAUAGUAAAAGCUCAUGAUGUAGAUCUUGACGUCUUGGCAAGAGGUAGUACAGGAUUUACUGGGGCAGACAUAGAAAAUAUGAUCAACCAGGCAGCUCUCCGGGCAGCGAUUGAUGGUGCAGAGGCUGUGACCAUGAGCUAUAUUGAAAAUGCUCGAGACAAAGUCCUUAUGGGCCCAGAAAGAAAAUCUCGUAUUCCAGAUGAAGAAGCUAAUGUUAUUACAGCCUACCAUGAAGGAGGUCAUGCUUUGGUUGCUUACUACACCAAGCACUCUCAUCCACUACACAAGGUGACAAUCAUCCCCCGUGGACCUUCACUUGGACAUACAGCUUAUAUACCAGAGAAAGAGCAUUACCAUGUCACAAAGGCACAGAUGUUAGCUACAAUGGAUACUUUAAUGGGAGGUAGGGCAGCAGAAGAACUGAUAUUUGGUCCAGAGAAGAUAACUUCAGGAGCUUCAAGUGACUUGAAACAAGCUACUGCUUUAGCUACACAGAUGGUAAAGGAAUGGGGUAUGUCUGAUAAGCUUGGUGUACGCACCUUUGAUGAAGAACGUAACUCCUUAGUUGUUAUCAGUGAAUUGGCACCUUCAACAUCAGAAGCUAUUGAUGCAGAAAUAAAAAGACUCUUAACGGAGUCAUUUGAACGAGCCAAAAAUAUCCUUCGAAAUCAUAGUCGAGAGCAUCGAGUGAUAGCUGAAGCCUUACUCAAGUAUGAGACCUUAGAUGCAGAAGACCUUAAAACUUUGCUCAGUGGUAAAGAAAAGAUUGUAAAAAGAAAACCUUGAUGUACUGAAAAGCUUAGAAGACUAGUAUUUCAGCAUUUUGAACUUGACUUUUUACUGUCUUAUAUAAACUGUCAGUGAUGAAAAGCUGAUAUUUUCCCAGUUUAUAGACUUGUCAUUUACUGGCUAUUGGCAGUGUAGAUUUGGUGUAUCCAGAAAAACAAUAUAUGGAAAAUUUCAGUGAUUCAAUGAUUUUUAUCUUUGUGAUGUACAGAACAUACAAUAAUUUGGAUAUGUUAAGCAAGCCUGCUGAUGCAUAAUGGUGUUGUAAGAAAUUUCAUUUUGCAUAUUGUUUGAAUUGUCCAUGAAAGUACUUAAGAGAUUAUACUGGUCAUAUUGUAGCCUAUCCAUUAGAUAUUUCUUUUAGAAAUUCAGUUGGCUUAUUCUAUAAAACUUGCUUUGUAAUAUGAUUAAAAUUUCAAAAAAUAACUGCUAGGUUAUUAUAUUUUCAUUGGGACAAAUAAUUGAAGUUUCAAAAUAUGAAUUUCUAUAAUACAAAAAAUAAUUCAAGUUUAAAAAAUGUUUGAGGGAAGCCCAUUAUUCUAUUUCAAAAUUGAGGUUACUUAUGUACAAACCAUUCAGAAAGUUAAAAGGUUAUUCUGCUUU